GCAACAAGAAAGAGUCACAGCAACCAAAUGAUAGACAUGUAGGACACAGAGCUGUGUGAGAAGUGUGCAUUGUGUGCAGGAUUACAACUGUCAUAUGUGCUCACUCAUCUAUAGUAAGGGCAUUUUCAAAGUGAUCAUCUGCUUUUUGCUGCCUUUUGUUUUCAAUUUUCUUAUCACGCCACUACCCAAGGAUGAGCUCCCCUUUGGGGCUAAACGCGCUCCCACAUGGAAAAAAUGUCUUGGUGUACCGAAAUGGGGAUCCUUUCCACAAUGGUCGCCGGAUGGUGGUCAACGAAAAGCAAUUUGUGACUUUUGAGGCCUUCUUAAAUGAAGUGACUAGAAGUAUCCAAGCCCCAACUGCGGUGCGAACGAUCUAUACACCACGCAAUGGGCACCAGGUGACGCAGCUCGGCGACCUCAUGAAUCGGGGACAGUAUGUCGCUGCAGGAACUGAAAAAUUCCGCAAGCUUGAUUACCUUCACACUGAAGUUAAGCCGCCUGCGAACAUUAAACUCAAAGACAUUCAUCAGAUCUCCCGCAAGCCAAAAGUCACAGGCCGCUGGAGGGAGGAAUCUCACCUUCCCUGUAUCAUUCAUGUUUUUCGUAAUGGUGAUCUUAUGACACCUCCUAUCCGUGUUCUCAUACCGCCAAGUAUUCUGAAAGAAUGGGAGCUGGUUUUAACUCUGCUAACUGAAAAGACCAACCUGUACAAUGGAGCUGUAAGAAGGAUCUGCACGCUGGAUGGAGUCUCUAUUUCUUAUGGAGCUGAGCUGGUAUCUGGUGAAUAUUAUGUUGCAAUGGGAUCAGAGAGGUUUAAAUGCCUCCCCUAUGAGGAACUUCUAACGCCAAACAAAAACCGUGCUGGUGUUAAGCGCAGGAUUCCUAAAGUUGUGACUGGCAAGAACUAUAGCGUAUCUCAUGAUGGAGUUAGUGACUCUGUUCUACAUGGCUAUCCAGUCCAGGAAGAUGAUAGAAGGGUCCAUUCAACAGGUACCGUACCAAAUUCUUCCAAUAUCAAAUACCCAAGCAAAGAGGAAACUGUCUUUCAUGCAAAACCAGUGAGAGUACGUCAAACCCAGAAGGACACACCAAACCAGAAUGAGACUGGGGAUGAAGGAGGGGUAUUUAAAGUAAAGGAAGUACGACAAGAGCUUCAUGGAGCCCAAGAAGUAAAGGAAGAUUUUCAUACACAUGUGGAAGUACCAGUAGACCAGAGAGAAGCAGAGAUUGUGCAGGAAGAAAAUGUUCCUCGAAAGAAGAGAGACCAUCACAAAGAGAAUUGACUCUAAACCUUUGGACAAUGAACAACUCCCCUACUCCUUGAGUCAGAAACAAGACGAUGUCAGUUAAAAAGUCAAAACAUAACAAUUUUAGCUAAAAUUCAUUAAAGCACACGUUGGAAAAGUGGCCUUCUUCAUUCCUAUAUUUGUAUUCCCCCUUCGGUUCUUGACAGUCAGCUGAAACAGUCAAAACAAAAUGAUUUCUUAUUUCAAAAUAUUCAGUUAUAGAAUAUAAUAUUUUAUAUCAUUAUGUUUAGGUGGGCCACUUCUUUUUUUUUUCUCCUGAAAUCUACUGUAACACAUAUGAGACUUUUACCUUUGAUACCAAUUUUUACUUUUACUAAAUAAAAUAAAAAAAACAAAGACAA
Molecule: messenger RNA, 1648 nt
Organism: Rana temporaria (common frog)
Lineage: Eukaryota; Metazoa; Chordata; Amphibia; Anura; Ranidae
Gene: DCDC2B
Product: doublecortin domain containing 2B
Exons: 11
Coding region: 192-1283 (363 amino acids)
Biological process (GO): intracellular signal transduction
Cellular component (GO): microtubule; microtubule organizing center
Source: RefSeq, a predicted model, not a curated record